Molecule: messenger RNA, 1485 nt
Organism: Striga hermonthica
Lineage: Eukaryota; Viridiplantae; Streptophyta; Magnoliopsida; Lamiales; Orobanchaceae
Source: the annotation of a GenBank genome assembly
AUGCCGACAGCGGAGGAGAAGACGAUGUCGAAGAAAAACAAAGACGUGAUCCGGCUAGAGCAAGAAUCCGUCAUACCUGUCCUCAAGCCAAGGCUCAUCGUCCACUUGGCCAACCUCAUUGAACAUAGCUCUGAUCGUACCGAGUUUUUGAAACUAUGUAAGAGAGUGGAGUACACAAUCCGAGCUUGGUACAUGUUGCAGUUUGAGGACCUCAUGCAACUGUACUCUCUCUUUGAUCCUGUCCAUGGCACUCAGAAAUUGGAGCAACAGCAGUUAUCUUCAGACGAAAUUGACGUUCUUGAGCAGAAUUUCUUGAGAUAUCUGUUUCAGGUUAUGGAGAAAAGCAAUUUCAAAAUAGCCACUCAAGAAGAGAUUGAGGUUGCACAUUCAGGGCAGUAUCUCCUCAAUCUGCCCAUCACAGUUGAUGAAUCUAAGCUUGAUAAGAAGCUUUUGAAGAGUUUCUUCGAAUCUAAUCCUCAUGAGAACCUUCCUGAUUUUGCCAAUAAGUACAUAAUCUUCCGUCGUGGGAUCGGCAUUGAUAAGACAACUGAUUAUUUCUUCAUGGAGAAAGUGGAUGUGAUCAUUUCACGUUUCUGGUCAUGGAUUUUGAGAAAGACCAGAUUAGAGAAGAUUCUUUCGAGAAGAUCAAGUUCACGGCUUAAGAAGGAUCCAAAAAAAGACGAUGGAAUUGUCUCUGAAGCAGAAUCAGAUGACUUAUACGUUGAGCGUGUCCGUCUUGAGAAUAUGGAGCUCAGUUUACGGAACUUGUUGAGUAAACUUACAAUUCAAGAACCCACUUUUGAUAGGAUCAUUGUUGUCUACAGGCGUGCAAGUUCUAAAAUAAAAUCAGAGCGAGGCAUAUAUGUGAAGCAUUUCAAAAACAUUCCGAUGGCCGAUAUGGAAAUUGUCCUGCCAGAGAAAAAGAAUCCAGGUUUAACUCCAAUGGAUUGGGUUAAAUUUCUUAUAUCUGCAGUUGUAGGACUGGUAGCUGUUGUUGGAUCUGUUGAAAUGCCAAAAGCUGACCUGUGGGUGAUUUUUGCUAUUCUUUCCACAGUGAUUGGUUAUUGUGCUAAGAUUUACUUCACGUUUCAACAGAAUAUGGCUACUUAUCAGAACCUAAUAACUCAAUCUAUGUAUGACAAGCAGUUGGAUAGUGGAAGGGGCACUCUUCUUCACUUGUGUGAUGACGUAAUUCAGCAAGAAGUGAAAGAGGUAAUAAUUUCAUUUUUCAUAUUGAUGGAAAACGGGAAAGCCACUUUGGAGGAUCUUGACCAGCAAUGUGAGGAAUUAAUACGAGAUGAGUUUGGUGAACGCUGUAAUUUUGAUGUUGAUGAUGCUGUUCACAAAUUGGAGAAAUUGGGCAUAGUUUGUCGCGAUACAAUUGGAAGGUAUUACAGCAUUGGGCUAAAGAGGGCAAAUGAGAUCAUCGGCACAACCACCGAAGAACUUGUACUGAAAGCUAAACAAGGAUCUGCUUCUGCUUGA